Molecule: messenger RNA, 790 nt
Organism: Oldenlandia corymbosa var. corymbosa
Lineage: Eukaryota; Viridiplantae; Streptophyta; Magnoliopsida; Gentianales; Rubiaceae
Source: the annotation of a GenBank genome assembly
GCUUCAUUCUUCACAACACUCUUUUAUCACAACCUUUCUUUCAUUCGUAUUGCAUAGCAAUCUUCACAAAAAAUGACGAGUCUUAUAGGCAAAAUUGUCACAAAAACAGAAGUUAAGUCCAGCCCAGAUGCAAUUUACGAUAUCUUUGCCCACAAACCAUUUGAACUCAUCACUGUGGCACCUGAUAUUUUUAAGAGUUUAGACCUUAUUGAUGGCUUGUGGGGAGUCUUAGGCUGUGUACUUUCCAUCACCUACAUUGAUGGAGGAGGAAGUCAUGAAAUUAGGGACACAAUUGUGGCUAUCGACGAUGCGAAAAAAACAGUGACCUAUAUGAUAAUUGCGGGAGACCUUUUAAGUUUGUACACCACAAUUAGUGCUACAUUCCAGGCUGAAACAGAUUCUGAUGGAAAGAACUUUGUCACUUGGACUAUGGAUUACGUGAAGCUUCUACCGACCUCGCCGGAGCCGACUUCGUUGAUGGAUGUGGUUGUCUCUUCCGUCAAGGAGAUUGAUGCUAAGAUUUCCUGAUGAAAGAGAAGUCAAUUUGUUAAUCACAUAUGAAGAAGAAGGGCUUGAAAAAUUCCGACGUGUAUACAUAUUCCGAGCAUGCCUUGAUGAAUUGGAAUUGUAAUAAAUAAAACAGAGUUGGUUUUUUUUUUUUCUUCAUUUUCUUGUUUAGAGUUUCAAUAAAUCAAUUCCGUGGUCCAUACUUAUUUGUAAGUUGGACUGGCUUUAUAAUAAAACGGUCAUUUUGUAUAUUUAUUGUCAUUUUGUAUAUUUAUAAUAAAAC